Pollicipes pollicipes is the source of this 513-nucleotide messenger RNA. RefSeq names its product C-type lectin PAL-like. The coding region runs from base 1 to 513 and encodes 170 amino acids. Gene Ontology annotation, biological process: ossification. The record is from RefSeq and is a predicted model, not a curated record. Gene Ontology annotation, molecular function: growth factor activity. The transcript has a single exon. NCBI's taxonomy places the organism in Eukaryota, Metazoa, Arthropoda, Thecostraca, Pollicipedomorpha, Pollicipedidae.
AUGCAUUUGCGGCACCUACACAUCUCUUCUGACCUCUCGCAUGGCGACUGUUCUGGCUCUACCCUUCGUGCGGUAUGCGAGUUUCGUCUGCCCCGUGGACACCUGUCGGGCUGUCCGCCCGACUGGCUGGAUCUCGACGCCCGCUGCUACAUGCUGGUCACGGCACCGCUGGCCUUCCACGCGGCCGACCAGCACUGCCGCCAGCUGGCGAAGGGGUCCCGCCUGGGUCAGCCGACCGAGGAGGGCGUACACACCAUCCUGGCCGCGCACGCCGCACACACGGGCACCACCGGCCACGUCUGGGUCGGCGUGUACGACGAGGUCACCGACGGCAGCUGGCAGGCUUUGGACAGGAGGGCAUGGUACCUCGAGUGGGACGCGUCCGGCGCCCACCUGGGGCCAAGCCCGACCGCCAACUGCGCCAAGAUGGCCGUGCCGUCGGCCGUGGCGAGUGUCGCGUCGUGCGAGGAGCCUCUGCCGUUCGUGUGCCGACUGCCGAGGCGCGCUGCCUGA